UUCAUUUGGAGGCAGAAAUAAGGUUAUAUAAAGUUGACGUUUGUUUUGCCGUUGGCUUUUGGUAAACAGCCAGUUUGAAUAUGAAAACAUCUAUUUCAAUAGAUUGUGCUUCACAAUCGGUUUCAGCUCUUUCGGAUUGUUGUACUCAAGCCUGCAACCAAUUUUUCCAGUUCAUGAUCAAUUCGGAGCACGCUUAUUGCGAACUAGCAGAUCGGAAGAAACAGCUAGAUGAAGCUCAGACCGAGGACACAUUAGUCACAGAAGAAAAGGAACAAGAAGCUAUUGUUCAGCGGAUACAUUCAUCUGUAGCGGACCUGGAACUGGCAGAAAGUGCAGUUAAGACAAUUAGAGACACUGAGGCCUUAAAGAAGUCUGAAUGUCUGACUUAUCAGAAAAAUAUUGAUGAUCUAAGGAAACGAAUUGAGGCAAUUUCGAAGCGGAAAGGGGAUCUGAGGCUUAACAGGGAUGAAAUAUUAGCCUAUAAACUGAUAAGCAAUAUUAACUUUGUCCAUUCAACCAAAAGAAUAUGUGGAACCGUUGAGAAGAAGGGACCAGUGGCAUUUAAACUAAAUCGCGAAAAUUUGACACCAGAACAAAUUACUGAGACGCUUUGGGAUCUGGUUUUAAAAGUAUAAUACUUUGCUUUACUGUACAUUUUGUUGUAACGAGUAGCACCCUUUGAUUAUAUUAUCAUUGCUUA
Messenger RNA from Dendroctonus ponderosae (mountain pine beetle), 700 nucleotides. RefSeq lists its product as uncharacterized. The transcript has 4 exons. The record is from RefSeq and is a predicted model, not a curated record. NCBI's taxonomy places the organism in Eukaryota, Metazoa, Arthropoda, Insecta, Coleoptera, Curculionidae. Bases 81 to 635 code for a protein of 184 amino acids.